This is a messenger RNA of Schizophyllum commune H4-8, 2163 nucleotides long. RefSeq lists its product as uncharacterized. The coding region runs from base 33 to 2048 and encodes 671 amino acids. NCBI's taxonomy places the organism in Eukaryota, Fungi, Basidiomycota, Agaricomycetes, Agaricales, Schizophyllaceae. Gene Ontology annotation, molecular function: protein binding. The transcript is spliced from 10 exons. The record is from RefSeq and is a predicted model, not a curated record.
UCCUACCAUCACUCACGCCCAUAGUUUCCUCCAUGCGCAGCUCUACACGUUUAGCAGAGAAGCGCCAGCAUACACGCGCAGCCGAAUCCGAAGACCGCGACUACGAUCCCGAUACGGACGAGGAGACUCGCGCGUCGCAUCCAGCGAAAAGACGCAAGGGCAACUGCGGGAAAUCAGCUAAUCCAAAGACCGCAAAACAAACACGAAGGCGCGGCAAAAGUCUAGCCGAUCUCCCCAGCAUGCCCCUCGAUAUACUAUACGAGAUCUUCGGCUACCUUCACCCUCUGGACCUGCUUCACGUCUCCCGAGCGACUAAGGCGCUACGUGCAAUACUUCUCAGCCGCUCCGCUACAUCUGUCUGGAAGCGUAGCUUCUCAUCUGUCGAGGACGCGCCCUCCAUCCCCGAUGAUAUCAGCAUCCCUCACUUGUCUAGCCUGAUGUUUGAAAGCGCCUGCCAGUUCUGCCUGUCGCGUACGACCAACGUCGAUUGGGAAUGCCGUGCCCGAGUAUGCAAAAAAUGCGUCGAUAAGUACUACCUGACAGAGCGGGAGAAGUUCGAGUUCAUGUGCAACAGCAAGUUAAUCUACGGAAGUAUUCGCAGCGUACUUCCCGACCCUAUCACGUUCGGCGACGGUGGAUCCCGGACGAAGACGAUCCGGUUCGCGCGGUCGACGUUUGACCGGUAUGUUGCAGAGUAUACGCACCUCGUCAAGACCAAUGCGGAUGCUACUGCAAUCGAAGCCUGGCGCAAGAAUAAGAAGGAAUAUCUUGAUAUGAUUACAGAGCACGCGGCAGAGUGUAGGGUCUGGCAGUUGACCCAAGAGCAAUCUCGAGAGGAUGAGCUUGACCAGCUUCGGCUACAACGCCGUGAAGUAAUCGCCGAGCAUCUAUCAAAUGAAGGCUGGGCCGACGAGCUAGCGCUGCAGGGUGUUACCAUCCUCGAAGAUCACGUAGAAGGCCGCAAAGCGCAGCGUCUCACUGAACGCGGCUGGCUCAAGAUCAAGGACCAGAUGAUCGCGUUCAUGGAGCAUUGGAAGCACGCGCGCAUUCAAGCCUACCGCGCCUUCACUCGCGCGCGCUACAUGUUCAUGCUGGGCUUCUACGAGGACCUCGUGCGCUCCACGACCGUCAUCUGGCGCAAUCCCGACCCCAGCCUCGACCUCUACCCCGGCACGCACGACAUCCUCCCGCCCGCCGGCGACGUCCUGCGCGACCCGGGCAUCCGCAAUCUCAUCCAGACCUUCGACUUCAGCCUUGGCAUCGACUACAGCCUCAACCUCAUGGCCGCGCGGGCGCCCAGCGUGCUCGACCAGGUCCCGAACUCGUCUGUUCGUCUGUGGCGCCGUCGCGUCGAAGAGGACCUCCUCGCCCUCAUGCGCGCCGCGCGGCCGGACAUCGAAGCCACGAAGACCGCCCACCUCUACCGCGCGACCACGCACUUCGUCGUCGGCGCGCACCCGGACGUGGGCUUCGUGGGCUACCCGCGCGUACUCACCGACGCGCGGGUGACUGACUACGCGAAGUUCAUCCCCGAUGAGGACACGCUGGACGCGUACAAGUUGGAGCAGAUGGGGCUCAACACGAUCAGGCGCCAGCCGUGGUCGACGGAGCGCGUGUUCUUCUCGGUGGCGAUGUACGACAGGGCGAGGGAGAUCGUGCGGAUGGUGGGGGAUGAUCCGGAUUCGAGGACCGCGGCGGAGCUGGACUUGAAGGACCCGUGGUUCAGGCUUCGGGAUACGGACGAGGUCUGGCAGUGGCGAACGGUGCUAUACUCUUCCCGGAUGCUUGGUCAGUUCACCCUUCUCGGCGAGGAGGAAGCGCGGCGCGCCCGGGACUGUUACGAGUGGCGUCCUACGUUCGACGACGAGGACGCGGAGUGCACGCACUGCACCCUGGACCCCGACCCGCCGCUAUUCUUCGCCAGUGCCCUGCUAUAUGAGCAUCUCGAGCAAGCUCAUGGCAUUACUCGCGUCAAACCAUCAGAUUUCGCGUUGAGGCCUCAAAGUGCUUUACAGCCUCCGGGCAAGACCGUGCUUGCGACGCAGUGAGGCCUCCUUCGCGGCGAGUUCUACGGUAUUCGUAGGGAGUCACUCAUUCAAAUCAUGUAUUUUCGUAUGAUCCUUCGUGCUAUACUAGCGUGGCUUACAAUUAUCGAGACGUCGC